This is a messenger RNA of Botrytis fragariae, 459 nucleotides long. RefSeq names its product putative fad binding domain-containing protein. The transcript is spliced from 3 exons. The record is from RefSeq and is a predicted model, not a curated record. The coding region runs from base 1 to 459 and encodes 152 amino acids. Lineage: Eukaryota; Fungi; Ascomycota; Leotiomycetes; Helotiales; Sclerotiniaceae.
AUGAUCGCUGUUGCACGCCAUUCCAUAUCUCCAUCCGAUUAUGCCAUCAGCAUCGACCCUUACGACCCUAAUCUGAGCGACCACUUGGACUUCGCCUGUGCAAAGGGUGAUUUCAGACCGUUCAGCUUGACAGAAUUUCCUGAUUUCAAAAGCCAAAAUUUCAUGAAAGGCAUCGAAAUUUACAAAGAGUUGUUGGCCACCUGCCCCGACACUGGUGCUGCUGGUCAUGUGCUCGAGUGGCAUACCAGAAUAUCAAAAUUAUCACCAGCCAAUUGGGCAUUUGGUAAUGAGCACGUUCAUUUAAGGCCCAACUGUGUCGCGUGGUAUCACGGAGCAGAAAACCACGACAUCGUUCUUGACUUCGAGAACAACACGAUUUCAGCCAUGAGAGAUGGACAUGCUGAGGAAGACUGGGUUGAUUGUGUAAAUUGCAAUCGCACAGAUCCUGUUCAGCGAUAA